This is a messenger RNA of Babesia ovata, 762 nucleotides long. RefSeq lists its product as uncharacterized. The record is from RefSeq and is a predicted model, not a curated record. The coding region runs from base 1 to 762 and encodes 253 amino acids. The transcript has a single exon. NCBI's taxonomy places the organism in Eukaryota, Apicomplexa, Aconoidasida, Piroplasmida, Babesiidae.
AUGGUCUACAAUUCGUUGACUGACAUUCCUCGCAACCUCAAGGAGGGUAUUGACUGGUUGAUAGCCCUGAAGGGAGAUGAUGCGAAAGAGAACCUGGCCGCUAUGGGUGACGCAAUUCACAAGUUCCUUGCAGAUAAGCCUGUUGGAAAGAUGGAGCUUCCUGCUCUAGAGAAGGUAAAAAGCAUUUCUAAGGAGUUCCUGGAGAAACCGGAGCUUAAAUGCCGAUGGCCCAUAAAAAACAUGUUGGAGAAGCUCUAUAAGCCUAUGAAUAAAAACAUUAGUGGGUGUGCAAAGUUCUUUCGCAAUGUCGAUGAAAGCGAUUAUAAGAACGUGUUGAAGGCUAGGGGUGUGAAACCUGAAGACAUCUCAAAGGAUCUACGUAAAGUUGUGCAUGGUACUGAGACGUUCCUGGAUGAUAUAAAAAACCCUGACCAAUACAAGUCUGCUUACAGUUCCGAAGCGACGUGGGAGGCAUCAUGUGCAAAAGACCCGGAAGCUUGUGCAGUGGUCCUGGUGGGAAUUGCACCAAUGUUGUUCGGAGGCCUACGUGCUUUGAGGGAGGCGAGUCAUGAUGAAUCCCAUAUAUUUUCGCGGUCUAAGAACAAAGGCGUUGUGGGAAGUGUAUUGGAAGCUUUGGGUUACAAUGUGGCGGAGCGCCGCCCUAACAUGAGUGGUUCAUAUGUCUUCAAGGCAGUGGAAAAUGUGAAGCUGAAAAUGUUGAUCACACUCUACGACCUCGCUGGACUUUGGGCUUUCUAUUGA